This is a messenger RNA of Paracoccidioides lutzii Pb01, 1584 nucleotides long. Its product is annotated as serine/threonine-protein kinase hal4. The record is from RefSeq and is a predicted model, not a curated record. Bases 1 to 1584 code for a protein of 527 amino acids. The transcript is spliced from 2 exons. Gene Ontology annotation, biological process: intracellular signal transduction; protein phosphorylation; intracellular monoatomic cation homeostasis. Gene Ontology annotation, molecular function: ATP binding; protein serine/threonine kinase activity.
AUGCACAUGAAUCCAUCCGUUCCACUAUCGACACCAUCGACAACCUCCACAGCAUCGCAGAAUUCACAUGGCCCGGAUGGCGACCAGAUAACAAAGGCCCAGGAGAAUACCCACCUCCCUGCUGCUUACCCAAAGGCUCAGCAGGGAGGGAGGGAGUCUCCUCCUAAUCCUGCUAAACCAGUCAAAUCCAAAAUGACAAACCCUUUCUCCCGCAUGUUCCAGUCCGGCAAAGUGUCUCACAAAGAUGUCGAUGUCGGGAAAGAUGCAGUUGCUCCGAAUCGCGCAAGUAACGUUAAUCAUACUGGAGUACACCCACCAUCUCCUACCGCCGUCGCCACCGUUCCAAGUGAAUAUCCCACUGCAGGUUCCAUUACCCAGUCCUCGUCGAAGCAAUCGGACAAAAAAGUGGAUGGGGAUGCUAAGAAACACAAAGAUGCCUGCUCCACUCACAAACGAUUUGAAGUCGUCGAGGGUGGAUCUCAUAUGCAUCACCUAAAGAGCGCCAAGCGCCAGGAGAAACUCUCAGACAUGCUACGAGAUAUCCUAGGCGGCGGGAAAAAGAAGGAAGAACAAGUUGAAGACCAGCAUCUAUCACUGAUGUCAACGUGGGUUGACCAGCUGAAAAGCGAACGCGAGAAGCUAGCAGCAACUCCAGCAGCAGGAACAACAACAGACACCAAAAAGGGCGGUCCCAACGCUGCCGCGUCCCUCGUCGACAAGUACGGCAAAUGCCAGGAGAUCGUGGGCCGCGGUGCCUUUGGAAUCGUCCGGAUCUCCCAUAAGGUCGAUCCGCGAGACUCGAAGACCGAACAGCUCUAUGCCGUCAAGGAAUUCCGCCGCAGACCACAGGAGACCGCAAAACGGUAUCAGAAGCGCCUCACGUCCGAAUUCUGUAUUUCUUCCUCCCUCCGACACCCGAAUAUCAUCCACACGCUAGACCUCAUGCAGGACUCUAAGGGCGACUACUGCGAAGUCAUGGAAUACUGCGCUGGCGGCGACCUGUACACACUCGUGCUGGCAGCGGGCAAACUCGAAGUCGGCGAGGCAGAUUGCUACUUCAAGCAACUCAUGCGUGGCGUCGAGUACAUGCACGAAAUGGGCGUGGCACACCGCGACCUGAAACCCGAGAAUUUACUCUUGACCACACACGGUGCGUUGAAGAUUACGGACUUUGGCAAUGGCGAGUGUUUCCGUAUGGCCUGGGAGAAGGAGGCGCACAUGACGGCUGGACUGUGUGGGUCGGCACCAUAUAUUGCGCCAGAGGAGUACGUGGAUAAGGAGUUUGAUCCGCGCGCGGUGGAUGUGUGGGCUACCGGUGUUAUUUAUAUGGCUAUGAGGACUGGGAGGCACUUGUGGCGUGUCGCGCAGAGGGAGGAGGAUGAGUUUUAUGACCGGUAUUUGGAGGGGAGGAAGGAUGAGGAUGGGUAUGCGCCUAUUGAGACGCUGCAUCGGGCACGCUGUCGAAAUGUGAUCUACUCAAUACUCGAUCCAAAUCCCACCCGCCGCAUAACGGCGUCUCAGGUCUUGAAAUCUGAAUGGGUUCGUGAGAUACGAAUAUGCAAGGCGGGAGAGGAGGGAUUUUAA